CUCUGCUCGUCACUUCCGCCCCACUUCAUCUCAGACCAUUGUCCAUUCAUUUACCGACUAAUCACAUCAUCUCACUGAUCGCAUCUCCUUUCCACCCCGGGUGUAAGCACGCGAUGAAGAUUCUCACCGGGCACUGGGCCGGGAUGGAGGUCACUGUUUGUGGCCCCGACGGCAACCCUCUUCCGGAGUACGAUUGCACUUCCUCCUUCAACAGUCCUGCAAUGCACAACUACGUCAAGUACAUCGAGGUCGUUCCGUUUGACCGCUUUUCUCUACACUUUGCGCGCCCAUCUGCUCCAAUGGCACUCGGGUACCAGAUUUACGCCGAUGGGCGGCUGCUCCACAACACAGUCCUUCGGCCUCACAAGCUCAGUUACACCGUUGACGGGUACAACAAAGUCUUGAACGACGACAGUGGGUGGUGCGACCUCAUCUUCUGGCCUACCAAUAACGAGAGUAGCAGCGUGUCGUACACUCGUACGCGCGAUUCAGAGCUCGGCACUUUGCAUGUAAAGUUCGAGGACGGUCACGCCACACCUCUCAACAAGCGAGAGGUGUGCCCCGCAGAGACACCUACUUUCCAGGGCAUGGACCGAAUGGGUCUCCACGCAUUCAUUGGGUGAGCUGAACUGUACGCAACUAAUGGUAGUGGCUCCAUCAGUGGACCAGGCAAGGUGUUCGGAAAAUGCCGCUUCCUUGCAUCCUAUACCACCCCUGCCCUCAACAUCUGCUUCAAGGUGAGUUGAUUGACCGAUGUCGAGCCACUCAACCAGUAUCGCACACGUCGCGCGUUGGAAGACCUUGGGAUUGUUCCAGGUCAUGAGGACGUUCCUGUCGCCUUGCACGCCGCCGACGUCCCCGACGUCGAGGUCGAAAAAGAUGCGGAGGCAGGAGACACUGUAGACACCACG
Messenger RNA from Cutaneotrichosporon oleaginosum, 911 nucleotides. RefSeq lists its product as uncharacterized. Lineage: Eukaryota; Fungi; Basidiomycota; Tremellomycetes; Trichosporonales; Trichosporonaceae. The record is from RefSeq and is a predicted model, not a curated record.